Chelmon rostratus (copperband butterflyfish) is the source of this 1385-nucleotide messenger RNA. It is a transcript of the gene polr2c, whose product is annotated as RNA polymerase II subunit C. Bases 75 to 902 code for a protein of 275 amino acids. Gene Ontology annotation, biological process: DNA-templated transcription. Gene Ontology annotation, cellular component: RNA polymerase II, core complex. The transcript is spliced from 9 exons. Lineage: Eukaryota; Metazoa; Chordata; Actinopteri; Chaetodontiformes; Chaetodontidae. Gene Ontology annotation, molecular function: DNA-directed RNA polymerase activity; protein dimerization activity. The record is from RefSeq and is a predicted model, not a curated record.
UCAAGACGAAGCAACGGUGGUAGAGAGAGUGCACGGUUGUACAACGUUAAAUUUAGGUUUAUUUAACUCCAGAAAUGCCGUAUGCUAACCAACCGACGGUGAAGAUCACAGAACUGACAGACGAAAAUGUCAAGUUUGUCAUUGAAAACACCGAUUUGGCGGUUGCGAACUCUAUCCGGCGUGUCUUCAUGUCAGAAGUGGCCACUAUAGCCAUUGACUGGAUCCAGAUCGAUGCCAAUUCAUCAGUACUGCAUGAUGAGUUCGUUGCACACAGGGUUGGUCUCAUACCUCUCACAAGUGAUGACAUUGUGGACAAAAUGCAGUAUUCAAGAGACUGUACCUGUGAUGAUUUCUGUCCAGAGUGCUCUGUUGAGUUAACGCUGGACGUUCGAUGCACUGAAGACCAGACGCGUCAUGUCACCUCCCGCGACCUUCUGUCCAACAACCCCAGAGUCAUCCCGGUGACUUCCAGGAGUCGAGACAAUGAUCCCAAUGACUACGUUGAACAAGAUGACAUUUUACUGGUGAAGCUUCGCAAAGGUCAGGAGCUGCGGCUCAGGGCAUAUGCCAAGAAAGGCUUUGGUAAAGAACACGCCAAGUGGAACCCAACAGCAGGGGUGUCCUUCGAGUAUGACCCAGACAAUGCACUGAGGCACACGGUCUACCCACGACCUGAGGAGUGGCCAAAGAGUGAAUAUUCAGAGAUUGAGGAAGAUGAGGUUCAGGCUCCAUAUGACCCCAAUGGAAAGCCAGAAAGGUUCUUUUACAACGUGGAGUCAUGCGGCUCUCUGCGACCGGAGACCAUCGUCAUGUCAGCGCUGGCUGUCCUCAAGAAGAAGCUGAGUGACCUGCAGACUCAGCUGAGCCACGAGAUCCAGAGCGACGUCCUCACCAUCAACUGAGGGCUGCUGCCUCAUAGAGCAGGACCUGCAUUUACACAGCUUGUAAUGACCAGAGGGCUGAUUGAGGAUCAGUGUUCAGGUCACAUGGCACACAUCCAAACAUUGUUUAUGGCAUUGAGUGUAUCCUCUCUGAGUACUGGCCUUGGAUCUGUGUACAGUGUGCUUUUUAAAAUUUGAGCCACUAAGAAUACUCUUUUGGACUGAGAUCGUAUAAUGUUAAAUGUUUCAUCAAUUGAAUGUUAAUGUAAAAAAUUACAACUGAUGUGAAUUUGAUUUUCAUUUAUCUGGACAUUUACUCUUGAGAUUUCAACAUCAGCAGUGACUGUAACAUAUGCUGUGUAUGCUAAAGUGUCCAAUGCAGAGUUUGUCUCAGAAUGAAUAUUUUUUUUGUUGGCAGCAGUGUAACAUUUACACUAUUAGAUUGUUAUUUUGUUAAAUCUGACUUUUUAAAUAAAUCUGUUUUGAGGCACUUGGUGUUCUUUU